Anthonomus grandis grandis is the source of this 1941-nucleotide messenger RNA. RefSeq lists its product as uncharacterized. The transcript has 2 exons. The record is from RefSeq and is a predicted model, not a curated record. Lineage: Eukaryota; Metazoa; Arthropoda; Insecta; Coleoptera; Curculionidae. Bases 109 to 747 code for a protein of 212 amino acids.
AAUUAUUGACAGAUAUUUUUUUAAUGGACACUCUUUAUACUUAAUUUUUACUUAGUGUUUCUAAUUUUUUUUUCUGUGGAAACUUGUGACAUACCUUACCAAUACGCAAUGUCGAGCUCCCGAGCACGCAGAAUUAUAAUAUCUCUCGCAUUGGAUAAGAAGCCAGAGCAUAAUGCAUCAGAGCCAAAUCAAGCAUUGAAUUCAGGAUACGAAAUCUUAAAAAUACCUGAAAUACAGUUCGUCGAAGAUGAAAAUGCUGCACCUAAUUUUGACUGCAAUACAAAUUAUAAUACGGCCAAGGAUGCUGACAAGAAUAAACCUUGCACUUCAUUUCCACAUAUUGAGUUUUCACCAGAACUGAAAAACAAUGCUCAAAUGUCGGACUUGGUUAGCGAUAAUGAUGAUGAUUCUGUGAAGGAUCCUAACUAUAAAUCUGAUGAUAGCAGUGAUUCUAGUUCGUCAAGUUCGUCCUCUUCUGCAUCAAGUAGUAGUUCCUGUUCAGGUUGUAGUAAUAAUUCAAGUUGCAGUGUUUCUUUAUCAAGUUCAAACGUUGUUGGCCAGGCAUUAGACACUGAAUUCGUUAAUAGUCAAGAGGCAGGUAAUCAAGAACCAGAAAAUCAAGCAAAAAAUACUCAAGUGUCAAAAAUUCAACUUUUAGACUCUCAUACAGCAAACACUUUAGUAGCAAAUAUUCAAAGUGCAAACGCUCAAGAUACAGCUCCUCAAGCAGGAGGUACUCAGGAGUAAAUACUCAAAUUCUCAAGCCUAAAAAAAGAGGAAAAAAGCGAGUAGCACUGACAGAAGAAUGGUUAAGCAAUAAAGCAAAGAAAUUACGGAACUCAGGUCAAGCAUACAUCUCAAGAUCUAAAUCUCAAACAAAUGUAAAAGCCAGAAGUAUUAGACCUCCUUGUGGUGAUGCCGGCUAAAAUGCUCUAAUAAAAUAGAUGAAAAUAUAAGACAAGAUAUUUUCGAAAAAUAUUGGGCUCUGGGAGAUAUUAAUAGGCAAAGAAGUUUUAUUCACAAUUGCAUGAAACCAGUCAAAUCAGCCUACAGGUAUAGCAGAGCUCAAAAACCUAGAGAACAUAAUAAUGCAUUUUAUUUUUAUGUCAAUGAUGAUCCAGUCCGCGUAUGCAAAUUUUUCUUUUCAUGGCUACGCUGGAUGUUAAUAACCAAAUUACAAGAAGUUUUUUCAUCCCCAGAAAAGAUUGUUGCGAAUUGUGUAAUGCUUAUGAAAUUGCCACAGGGGAUGCCAAGGAAAAGUUGGAAAGCAAUUAUUUAUUGCAUUUAGAAGAAAAAGAUUUAUCAAGAAAUGAAAAAAAACCAAGAAAAGGAAAAAGCUAGUCCCAAUUACGUGGUGUCAGUUUAUGAUCUGCAAGCAGUACAUCUUCCUGUUCCUCAAGGAACUGUGUCCGAUUUCUAUUACAAAUCAAAAUUAAACUGUUAUAACUUUACCGUGUCUGAAUUAAAAACAGGUUUAACGGAAUGCUACUUUUGGCAUGGAGGGCACGGAAAUAGGGGAGCUGAUGAGAUUGGUUCAUGUGUGCUCGAUUUAAAAAAAAAAAAUUGGAUACUUUUAAAAGUGAAGAUGGGCUUGACUUCGUUUUCUUUUCGGAUAAUUGUUGUGGGCAGCAGAAGAAUAGAUUUUUUAGUUGCGAUGUAUAUUUAUAGAAGUAAAGGUUUUUAAGUUAAAUCAAGAUAAUCCGACCACUCUACUAUAAAACAUCCUAUAAAGAUGAAGACUUUAAGCAAGUAGAUUUAUGCAGAAGAAAAAAAAAUAUUAAUAUACCAAAUACUCUACAAUAUGCCUACAAAAGUGAACUUAGCAUUAAAGACAACAAGAAAAAAGAUCUAUUAAAUUUGUUACAUAAUAAUCACAUUCCGAGUUGUUAUUCAGUAUUUUAUAACUCUUUGUAAUAAAAAAAAUAUAUUUUUUUUAAGUUC